AUGGAAUUACUGAGGAAUAUCGCUCAACAGCCGACGAUUAGCAACAGGAUGUGCGAGCCCAGCCAACACGGGUCCUGUGAACUGCGGAGAAAGAGAACCGAGGACCACGGUCAUGCACCUGCAGAGAUGUCGAGGAUUGUCACGGAUCCUGCCACCGGGAAAUGUUACUGCCGUGGGAAAGUUCUGGGAAAGGUAGCCAUCAGUGAAUUACAGCAAAACGCAAAUUACUCAAAGACAAGAUUGUUCUUUAUAAGUGUCUACUUUGGGAAUAGUACACUGUUAUUCCGAAGCAUGCACACUUUAAAUUAACCUGGUAAAUAUGCUUAUCAAUAUGAUUGUGUUAUUUUCUUUUCAGGGAGGUUUCGCCAAGUGCUAUGAGAUGACCGACCUGUCCACGAGUAAAGUUUACGCAGCGAAAAUUAUUCCACACACGCGCGUCUCCAAACCGCACCAAAGGGAAAAGGUAAGAGCGCGCACCACAAUGCAUCAUGUAUUAUAAUGCCUAUAUAGAUUGAAACUGAAUGUCUUGGACUUUUGGAUAAUUAAUGAAUUGCUUUUAAUCAUCACUAUGAUAUAUCUUCUCCAUAGAUUGACAGGGAAAUCGAGCUACACAGAGUUCUCCACCAUAAACACAUCGUGCACUUUUACCAUCAUUUCGAGGAUAAAGAUAACAUCUACAUCCUCCUGGAAUACUGCAGUAGAAGAGUGAGUGUUACUGCUGUACUUGAAUACUAAGCCUUUAUUACUGAACUGGUCUGAGAAAUUCCUGCAUACAGUAGCAGCACCUCAAAACCACAGCCCUUGCUGGGCGCGCAGACAUAAAAUGGGAAACAAAAAAUAAUCCCAUCUUUGGUUAAUGUGAAAGAGAUGUUCUUAUUUUCCAUAGACUGCCUUGACUGAUCUAAUAUUUAUUCCCAUGUUAUCUUUGUGCAGUCUUUGGCACACAUCCUGAAGGCACGCAAAGUGCUCACAGAGCCUGAAGUGCGAUACUACCUCCGUCAGAUCAUCUCAGGGCUGAAGUACUUGCAUGAACAAGAGAUCCUACACAGAGACCUCAAACUUGGUAAGCAUCUGUGGCAAGACACACAAUAGAAGCCAGAGUCGUUAUCAUUCAAUCGGCUCUGCCAAGCACUAUGCAGAGGGAUUCAAACCUGCAACCUUCACCUGUCAUGAACUGCAAACCAACCACUUUAUGUUAUCCAUCACUCACAUACAGUAAAUGGUAUAAUAUUUGUCAUCUUCUUCUCCCGUCCUAGGUAACUUCUUUGUGAGUGAGUCGAUGGAGCUGAAGGUGGGAGACUUUGGGCUGGCUGCCAAGCUAGAGCCUGCUGGGAACAGGAGGAAGACCAUCUGUGGGACGCCCAACUACCUGUCCCCUGAGGUGCUCAACAAGCAGGGCCACGGCUGUGAGUCGGACGUCUGGGCCCUGGGGUGUGUCAUGUGAGUACAUUCUAUUAUAUUUAGAGUUUUCUUUGUCAAUAGACGGCGCUGUAAAAUGACAUUCCAUAUGUAAAUACACUGUUAUGACAACCAGUCACUAACUAAGUCUCUCCCCCUCCGUUCUCCAGGUACACCAUGCUCCUGGGCAGACCCCCGUUCGAGACCACCAAUCUGAAGGAGACGUACAGGUGUAUCCGGGAGGCGCGUUACUCCCUGCCCUCCUCCCUGUCGCCCCAGGCCAAACAACUCAUCUCCAGCCUCCUGGCCAAGACCCCGGAGGACAGACCUCACCUGGACCACAUACUGCGCCAUGACUUCUUCUCACAGGUGAGUUAGCUAGCCCUCUCUCAGCCUCUCUCUCUUGCUCUCUCUGUACCGGAUGGAACAUGAGACUGCAAAUGUCGUUUUGUUUUAACAUUCUGUUUCCUACUUAUGAUAUGAUUAAUCAUCUAUCUGCACUUUUUCAUUCUACUAACAUCUCUCACUCUCCCCCUCUCUCCAUCCUUCCAGGGUUUCGUGCCAGAGCGUCUCCCUGCUAGUUGUUGCCACUCCGCUCCAGAGUUCCACGUCUCCAGCCCUGCCAAGAGCUUCUUCAAGAAGGCUGCGGCCGCCCUCUUCGGCGGGAAGAGAGACAAGGUCAAAUACUACGAGACUUUGAGUGAGUAUAUCAAUCAUUCACCUCGUAAAACAGCCUUAGCCAAUGUCACCAAUUAUUAAAUCAGUUAGUAUUUGUUUGCCUAAUAAAAGGAUAUUAAACAAUGUUGCUAAUUAAUAAGUAGUGAUAAAAGCUGUGGUGUCGUAAAUCCACUGAUGUAUCAUGAUCGUUUUUGGCAGAGUUCCUGUAUGAAUGAGAGGCUGCAGGGUGAGGCCAUCCAGAAUGUAUGCUGACUGUGUGUGUUGUUGGUAGAUAAACUCACCAAAGAGGAAGAGGAGAUCUACAAGCUUCGACAUGACCUGAAGAAGACGGUCAUCAGCCAGCAGCAGCAGAGCAAACAGAUGACUGAGGUGAGAAGCUCAUCACUCUCUAUUUGACCAUGAUAGUCAUGAUAAAAUAAAAUAGAAACUCAAGUUAGGGGAGUAGUGAAAAGUCAUAUUAUGGAAAAGUCCUUGUAUGAGGAAAUGCUGAAUCAUGAUAAAGGAAAGUGUGAGGCCAUGUUAUGUAACCCCUCCCUCUUUCUCCUCCCCUCAGGAUGGAAGGCCACCGUCACCAUCUGCUGGGAGGCCUGUUGCCCCGGCAACAGAGGGCCUGCCCCUGACGACGCGAGACACCAUCCGGCUUAUCGUCAGGGGCAGUCUGGGAAGCUGCAGCAGCAGUAGCGAAUGUCUUGAGGACAGCACCACUGGCAGUGUGGCUGAGACAAUCACCAGCGUUCUCAGAGGAUGCCUGGAAAACAUGCCGAAAGGUAAGCCAAAUGCACUUAUAAUCCUGGAGAUGAGACACGAGUUUGUUGAAAUAAGGCAGGUACAGUGUAAUUACACUGUAGUACUUACUACCAUGUAAAGAAAUGAUUCCAACACCAAUUUAACUAAAUAUGGUCAAGUGGGACUCCCUUUGUUAUUACACAUGGUUGAAUUGUGUUUUAAUCACAAAUACCUUUCUCUCUCUAGCGGAUGACAUCCCCAAAGGGACAGAGUGUGGUAACCUGCAGUGGGUCACUAAGUGGGUGGACUACUCCAACAAGUAUGGCUUUGGCUACCAGCUCUCAGACCACAUAGUGGGCGUUCUGUUCAACAACGGGACACACAUGAGCCUCCUCGCAGACAAGAAGUACGUACUCUGUUCUCUUUAUCACACAAUACAUCACUCAUACCUUAGUUGGAGAUUGUUUAGGCUGUAUGGGUUUUAACAUUCAGCAGUCUGACUGAACAUCAAAGUGCUUGAUGGGUGUAAAUAAACAGAAGUGGAAAGUAUUGCUGGCUUCAGCUGUAAAAGUCAACAAAAAGUCAGAGACAAAGAAGGUCUGUUAAAUACAUGAAAUACGUCUGUUUGGCAUGCAUCUUGUCCUUCAGAAGCCUGCAAGUGUUUAUUUUGGUUGUUAACUCUCUUUUCCCUCUGUCUCUUUUCUCUGUCUGUAGGACUGUCCACUACUAUGCUGAGUUGGGUCAGUGCUCUGUGUUCUCCACAUCUGAUGUGCCUGAGCACUUCGUAGGUCAGGUGACCGUCCUGAAGUACUUCGCCCACUACAUGGAAGAGAACCUGAUGGAUGUAAGUAUUCCCCAUAUAGCUUCUAGCCUCUCCUCUCAUCCUCGAUUCCUAUCUUCCUUUCCUGUUGUUCCUAUCUUUGGCAAUCUCUCUAUUCUCUAUCCUCUCAAUAAUUUCUUCCUACUGUUACCAUCUCCUAAAAAAAUCCUCCUUUCCUGUCCUUUCUCCCUCUACCUCCCGGUCCUCCACUCCACUCUUCUUUCCUGCCCCCCUCUCCUUUCCUGUACUGCUCUCUCCCUCUGUCGUCUUUCCUCUCCUCCUUCUCUUUCGUUUUUCCUAGUCUUCUCUCAGUCUAAUGAUGAACCUGUUCCUGUGUUUGCUGUGUAGGGUGGAGACCUGGUGAGCCAGGCAGACACACACAUGCCCAGACUCUACCUGCUGCAGUGGCUCAAGUCUGACCGUGCCCUCAUGAUGCUCUUCAACGACGGCACAUUUCAGGUAAACACACUCAUCAUCACAGCUAAAAUAGACAUUACUCUCAGCCAAGAAACACAUGACACAGUGCAGCUAUGGUAAAUCCACAGAACACUUAAUGGAAAUGCAUGACACAUACAUCAGCUAUUCAAAUCAGUUAUUGUGUUGUAUAGACUCAUAGAUAGAUUUUCAGAUAAGCACCCAAAUGUACUUCAAACAGAUGGCACAUUUCAGGCACACUGGUCAUCAGUUUCCCAAGGGGGUCAAAUAUGAGACAAUCUACAGUAAUAUUGGUAUUAUGCUAUUUGUUGUCCUGUCAGUACUUUAUUAAACCGUAUAUAUCCAUAUCUUUCUUUAACAGGUCAACUUCUACCACGACCACACCAAGAUCAUCCUGUGCACCCAGAGGGAGGAGUACAUGCUGACAUACAUCAACGAGGAGCGUGUGUCCUCCACCUUCAGACUGAGCUCUCUGCUCACCUCCGGCUGCCCCACAGACCUACGCCAACGCAUGGAGUACUCACUCAACAUGCUGCUGCAGCGCUGCAACUGA
Messenger RNA from Coregonus sp. 'balchen', 4610 nucleotides. Lineage: Eukaryota; Metazoa; Chordata; Actinopteri; Salmoniformes; Salmonidae. The record is from the annotation of a GenBank genome assembly.